GUCUGGGCUGCCAUACAUACUAUCGUCGACACUCGAUAGGUAAAUCCACGCCAAUUGGGCAAGCGAUCGCGCAAGACCACUAGAUUACUGAAACAGUUGUUCCCUUCACUGAGAGCCCCUCGGCCCUUGAGGUCGCCAUCAUCCUGAGCCCGGACAGGUGGGUCGGCUGUCAGUGGAUGAUCACCUCUAUUCUCAUUGCAAUCUUUAUAUGUAUAUGAGCUUUUAACACGUAAACUUGAUUCACGCUUUUCAAUCUUGCUAACCCUACAACCCAGCCUCGAACGUAUCCUUUUCAAUUCAGCAUACCGUCGUUAUCUUAAUUUUUAUCUAUCUUGUUCCAACCACACAGCAUCAUCAUGCAUGUAUCCUGUUCCGUGAUUUCUGCCGCCAUUUUACUUGCGGGCCAAUCUCAGUCUGCCCCGAUCCUCGGCCUGGAUGACGGUCUUUUGAGCACCAAUCUCCAGCUCCUCGGCGGCCUGACACACACCAUUGAGGGGGUUCCUGUCGCGGGUCAAUUGACCAACGGUCUACUCGGAGUAUCCAACGAUGGCACUAGCGCUGGACUGCUCACCACGCACGGUCCAGAUGGAGGUUCCAAGCUUGCUGAGGUGCUUGAAGCCUCAAAACCUGACAGCUUGGUCGAAGGCUCCAAAUCUGGCGGACUAUUAACCGUUUCUGGAAAGGAUGGCAGCGACUCACUGCUUGACACACAUGGCUUGUUCGGAAAAUCAACACUCAGGAAGCGCUUUAGCCUACCAUUGAUUGGUGAAGUAGCAGUUUUCGAUGGAUUCACAACUAAAGCCAAGUCGAUGGCUUCCGACCUAGGCUCGAAACUCAGUGGGAUCCUUCGCAAGCGUAGUACACAGCCUUUGCCCUCGCCGACCUCAUUGCUCAGCAACUUGCCAGUUGUUGGCUACAUUCCCGGUAUGCCUGCCCUGCCAGCAAUCAGCUCCUUGCCGGUCGUCCGUAACAUCCCUGGGUUGGCACUCAUCCCCGGUCUUGGAACCACCUCGGCUGCAAGUGGCAUCGGUGCCGCGGUCAAUAGCAUAGCUAGUGUCCACAGGAGCGCUACUGAAGCUGCCCUGGAUGCCCCAAUGAAUACCAUCAACACUGGCAUAAACUCGGCUUUCCUUGGGGCUGUGGGUGCCGUGAGUGGGGCCCCUGCCGCUGUGGAUUCCUUGCUUAACAAACCCAAAGCUUGAAGGAUUCCCAGGAGCUUCAGACACGACACCACUAUCUUUCUCGGAUUAUGGCCCACCGCGCCUUCAAGCGACAACUUGCACUGAUUAGUUUAAAAUCAUAAGGUCUCUUCCAAGCUUGGCUAUUUAAUCUGUUUUGCCUAGAACACUCGAUCGGUUCAUGCAUAAGCUUUCAACUUACAUGUUAUUGAGAUUGUACUCGCAAUAUCGUUAUACUUUAGACAUCGUUUAUUAAUAAA
Molecule: messenger RNA, 1438 nt
Organism: Puccinia graminis f. sp. tritici CRL 75-36-700-3
Lineage: Eukaryota; Fungi; Basidiomycota; Pucciniomycetes; Pucciniales; Pucciniaceae
Exons: 3
Coding region: 357-1202 (281 amino acids)
Source: RefSeq, a predicted model, not a curated record